AUGGAAGAAAAGAAGCAAGCGGAUGAGGGGAAGAAGAAGCGGGGUGGGUGGGGGGAUGAAGGGGAGAGUGUGAAAGAGGAGAAGCGGAAAGGAGAGCGUGGGGGAGGGGAUGAGAGGGGGGAUGAGAGGCGGGGGAAACGGAGAAGAGUUUUGGGAAGGGGGUCACAUGAGAGAAAGGCGGAGGAGGAGGAGGAGGAGGAGGAGGAUACUGCAGUUGAAUCUGAGGGUGGUGAGGAGGGAAGGCUGACGAGUGGUUUGAGUAGGAUCAAUAGUCACGUAAAGAGGGAAGCUGAAGAGAAGGGGGAGGAGGAGGAGGAGGAGGAGGAGGAUGGUGCCGGUGAAGCCGAGAAAAAUCUGAAGGUGGUGGCGAGCAGAAGGACGGCAGUGAGUGGUUUGGCAGAAAGGGGGACUUUUGAGACGCCUGUAAAGGAAAGGCGGAGGGAGAAGGGAAGGCCUGUGUAUGAAGAAAUCAAGAACGAGAUCAAGAAGCUGGUGACAACGGACAAUUUGAAUGAGAUCCCUGCAACAGUGGCUACGUAUGGAUGGUGUUACUUUUGA
Closterium sp. Naga37s-1 is the source of this 558-nucleotide messenger RNA. The record is from the annotation of a GenBank genome assembly. NCBI's taxonomy places the organism in Eukaryota, Viridiplantae, Streptophyta, Zygnematophyceae, Desmidiales, Closteriaceae.